GAGUCCUUACAACGCGGUUUUGACUCUACGUUAUAAUAUUUUUGAAGCUCUGUACAACCGAUAAUCUCAGUUGUACAGAGACUCUAAAUUUGGCGGCCUGAGGCAGCCAUUCUCGAAUGUAAGCCAUUCCUCCACCACGCGAGCGUGUUGACGUUGACGCGCCGCGAAGAAAACAGUGGUAGGCGAAGGCCUGUAUGACUGAUGACAGAAUGGGGACCUCAAACUGCCAAAAGUGAAAUCUCCUAGACACCGAUAGUUUCGGUCUAUCCAGAGUUCAAAAAGUUUUUCCAUGCAGAUCACGAUCGAUAAAUACGUUGCCGAUUGUGCAGUGCUUUGUGAAUGAACAUUAUUACAUUCAAAUGUCAAGUAACACCGAAAGUAAAAUUGUGUAAUAGGUCUACCUUGCCUUGCUGCAAAUCAAUCAACGACUGUCAUCGAUCAUUUGCCAACGAUAUAUUUUCUCAGUCUUUGUUGUGAAACCCUAAACACUGCGAUAGGGCUCUGGAGAAGUAGUGUCCGAAAGUAUACAAACGUCCACAUCUUUAAUAAAAAAAAUGUCAGAAUUAGGUCAAAUCAACCGUUCCGGAAAGUCGACGUAUUGUUGGAAGAUUCCGAACUUUAGUAGUUACGAUAACCUCGGAUAUUUAAUUAUCUACACUCACCUGUAUUUAGUACUUCUAAUACCAGCGAAGGAUUUAAGUGGCAACUAAAACUUUUAUUCCAAGAUUAUUCUACGAGCAAACGCAGAUUUUUUGCUGUAGUCUUCGAGUGUCUUUCAUACGACUUCCGUAUGGCUACUAUAACAGCUGGCAUCCUUAAAAACAAUAAUGAAAUCAUAGAAGAAAAAACGAAACUUUAUAUGAAAGAGAAUAUCACAUCGACAUUCUCAUAUUUGUUAUUCUCAUAAUGAAGAAUUUGUAAAUAACCCAGCGAACGAGAUUCUAAACGACGAUGUUUUAACAUUCUACUGUAAGAUCGAAAUGGGAAAAAAUCUCCCACUUCCUACUAAUAAUGUUUUCGACAUCUUUGUUUUCAAAGACAAAUCAAGCGUUGAGAGCAAAAACCUCAGCCAUGAAAUAAGUUUGCGACUAGAAGAAUUCGACGAUUUCGAGAAUCUGCUAAACGAUCGCGACUUCGGUGACCUAAAUAUCAGCAUCGAGGACAAGACCGUCAUUGUGCACAAGUGUAUCCUCGCAAAGCGAAGCCCCGUCUUUGCAGCCAUGUUUCGAUCAGACAUGAAGGAACUUCGAAACAACGCCGUAGAAAUCAAGGACAUCAAGUACGGCGUAUUCAUGGAGAUGCUGCGCUUCAUAUACUCUGGAAAGGUGCAUCGGCUCGAGGCAAUCGCCAUGGAUCUUUUGGUCGCCGCGGACAUGUACCAACUUGAAAAUUUAAAGAUCUUGUGCGGAGUCGAGCUCGUGAAGCAGUUGAGCGUUGAGGACGCUGUGUGUAUUUUGAAACUGGCCGACAAAUGCCACGUAGAGGCACUUAAGAAGCAGGCGAUCGAAUAUAUCGUCCAAAACAGGAAAUGUAUCUUCGACCAGACGGCAUUCAGUGGUCUUAGUCGCGAGCUCACCUACGAGAUAUGUCAGGCAAUGAAGUGAAAGUUUUGAUGUAUUUUUGAUAACAAUAUCCCUUGUUUUUAAAAAGAUUUAUAAAUAUUGUAAAAGCCAUGAUAAAAAGCUUUUAGCCGUAAAUAAAAACGUAAAUAAAAACAGAA
This is a messenger RNA of Nasonia vitripennis (jewel wasp), 1720 nucleotides long. Its product is annotated as speckle-type POZ protein B-like. Gene Ontology annotation, cellular component: cytoplasm; nucleus. The transcript has 2 exons. NCBI's taxonomy places the organism in Eukaryota, Metazoa, Arthropoda, Insecta, Hymenoptera, Pteromalidae. The record is from RefSeq and is a predicted model, not a curated record. The coding region runs from base 981 to 1604 and encodes 207 amino acids. Gene Ontology annotation, molecular function: ubiquitin protein ligase binding. Gene Ontology annotation, biological process: regulation of proteolysis; proteasome-mediated ubiquitin-dependent protein catabolic process.